UUAUCUCCUGUGAAGAACAAACACACAGAAAAAUAAGACUAGGAAGAGCGGGCGGGAGGAGGAAGCGAGACGACAAGGAGGAGGAACCAUCUAUCCUGAAGCCGGUGGAUAUGAGGCUGCAGUGAGAGCUAGAGCCCGGCCUUCUCAAGGGGAAGGAACCCAGCAAUCCUUCCCCUGAACACUCACUCCACCGUCCACUCCUCCAAUGGCGUUCCUCCCGCUCCACCUCCCGGCCUCCUCCCCGACCCUCUUAACCGCGCGAGCGUCCUCCACCGCCGUCUCGGUGUCGCCGCCCGCGCAGACGUCCUCCCUGCAGGUUCAGCUGGAGGAGACCUUCGGCCGGAAGGGCAUCCGGUUCGGCGCCGACGCCACGGGCGCGCCGACCGCCGAGCUCAGCGUCCGCAACGGCAGCUCGCUCAGCCUCCGCCUCAACGACGGCCUCGUCACCUCCUACCGCCCCAAGGUCUCCUGGAAGGAGGACAAGGACGGCGGCUGCCGCGAGAUCCUCCACACCGUCUCCGACAGCAAGACCCUCAAGGGCGGCGUCGGGCUCGUCCUCAACCACGCCUCCUCCGGCUCUCCCUCCGCCGCCGCCGUGCAGCCCGAGUGGUCCGUCAGCGCCGUGGAUUCCGACUCGUACGACGCCAUGCAGGUGGAGCUGGGCCGCGGGAUGUCGGGGCCGCAGCUGGAGGUGGCGUACGUGGUGACGCUGUACGCGACGAGCAUGGCGACGGCGGUGAUCGUGAAGAACGCGGGGAAGAAGCCCGUGGCGCUGACGGGGGCCGUGCUGAGCCACAUCAAGUUCGACAAACGGCGCGGCACGGCCGUGGAGGGGCUCAUGGGUUGCCCCUACUGCGCGCACCCGCCGCCGGCAUCCGGGUUCGCGCUGCUCACCCCCGCCGAGGCCAUGAAGCGGGAGGAGUCCGGGUGGUUCGGCGGCGGCGGGGGAGGCGAGGAGCCCCGGCCCGGGGAGUGGGCCGUGGAGGAGAACCGGUACACCAUCCUGAAGAAGAAGGUGAGCCGGGUGUACGCCGCGCCGCCGGAGGAGAGGAAGAAGCGGGUCUACAACAGCGCGCCCUCCAACUUCAUGACCAUCGAUCAGUCUAGCGGGCUCGGGUUCAGGGUGGUGAAGAUGGGGUUCGAGGACAUGUACCUGAGCAGCCCGGGAGGGAUGUACGACAAGUUCGGCAACGACUACUUCCUCUGCACCGGGCCGGCGUCCUUGCUGGUGCCUGUCGUCGUUAACCCCGGCGAGGAGUGGAGGGCGGCGCAGGUCAUCGAGCACGACAAUUUGUAACAGCUUUCAUUUUUUGUUUGCUUUAAGAGAGUUGCAGGAAAUCGUGUACAUUCUCAUACAUGUGGAAGGGCCUCCUACAUAGCGUGUCCUCUUGUAAUUGUCCAAUGCGAUCAAUUUAUACAUGUGGUAGCUGGCA
This is a messenger RNA of Brachypodium distachyon (stiff brome), 1433 nucleotides long. RefSeq names its product photosynthetic NDH subunit of subcomplex B 2, chloroplastic. Gene Ontology annotation, molecular function: carbohydrate binding; catalytic activity. NCBI's taxonomy places the organism in Eukaryota, Viridiplantae, Streptophyta, Magnoliopsida, Poales, Poaceae. Gene Ontology annotation, biological process: carbohydrate metabolic process. The transcript has 2 exons. The coding region runs from base 206 to 1297 and encodes 363 amino acids. The record is from RefSeq and is a predicted model, not a curated record.